AUGAACCAAUCAACCACAGACCCUAAUGGACCCAUGUACUUUGGCGGUCUGUACCACUUGUUCUAUCAGUACAAUCCCAAAGGUGCGGUUUGGGGCAACAUUGUUUGGGCCCAUUCAGUGUCCAAGGAUCUGAUCAAUUGGGAGGCCCUUGAGCCUGCAAUAUACCCAUCCAAGCCCUUUGACAUAAAUGGAUGUUGGUCCGGCUCCGCCACUAUUCUCCCUGGCAACAAGCCCAUUAUCCUCUACACUGGAAUCGACCCCCAAAACCGCCAGGUCCAAAACUACGCCAUCCCGGCAAACUCAUCCGACCUGUACCUCCGCGAAUGGAUCAAGCCCGAUAACAACCCUCUAGUGGUCCCAGAUGCCGGUAUGAACGCAACCGCAUUCCGUGACCCGACAACAGCUUGGUGGAUCGAUGGGCAUUGGAAGAUGUUGGUGGGUGGCAAAAGGAAGCAUAGGGGAGUGGCCCAUUUGUAUAGGAGCAAGGACUUCAUGCAUUGGGUCAAGGCCCAUCACCCAUUUCACUCGGCUCCCCAUACGGGUAUGUGGGAAUGCCCGGAUUUUUACCCGGUUCCAUCGGAUGGCAAAUUCGGGUUGGACACAUCAAAUUUUGGUGCGGAUGUGAAGCAUGUCAUGAAAGUGAGCCUUGAUGAGACUAGGUAUGAAUAUUACACACUCGGAAAAUAUUUUCCUGAGAAAGAUAGGUAUGUUCCUGAUAAAGCCUUGGUGGAUGGUUGGUCUGGGUUGAGAUAUGACUAUGGCAACUUUUAUGCAUCCAAGAGUUUCUUUGAUCCUGCAAAGAGUAGGAGAAUUUUGUGGGGGUGGGCCAAUGAGUCUGAUACAUCUCAAGAAGAUGUUGCUAAGGGAUGGGCCGGAAUUCAGACAAUACCAAGGGUGGUGUGGCUCAGUCCAGAUGGGAAACAAUUAUUGCAAUGGCCUAUUGAAGAACUAGAAACUCUAAGAGGGCAAAAGGUCGAGUUGAACAUUCAAAAGCUCAAACUAGGAGAUUAUGUUGAAGUUAAAGGAAUAACUGCGGCUCAGGCCGAUGUUGAUGUUCUCUUCACAAUCCCUAGCUUGGACAAAGCCGAAGAUUUUGACCCUAGCUGGACCAGCCUCGAUGCCCAAAGACUGUGUGGCCUAAAGGGUUCAAAAAUUCAAGGUGGCCUUGGGCCUUUUGGACUUUUGACAUUAGCAUCACAAAACCUAGAGGAAUUCACUCCUGUUUUCUUCAGGAUUUUUAAAGCUCAAGGCAGCAGGCACCUAGUUCUCAUGUGCUCUGAUGCAACAAGUUCGUCUCUGCAGAACAACCUGUACAAACCAUCAUUUGCUGGCUUUGUGGAUGUAGAUUUGACUUCUUACAAGAAGCUUUCCCUCAGGAGUUUGAUUGAUCAUUCUGUUGUUGAAAGUUUUGGACCUGGAGCAAAAACAUGCAUCACAUCUAGGGUUUAUCCAACUCUAGCAGUUAACAAGGAAGCUCACUUGUUUGUGUUCAACAAUGGGACUGAGACUAUUACUGUAGAGAGCCUCACUGCAUGGAGUAUGAAUGCUCCUCAACAGAUGAACGCAUAG
Prunus armeniaca (apricot) is the source of this 1569-nucleotide messenger RNA. The record is from the annotation of a GenBank genome assembly. NCBI's taxonomy places the organism in Eukaryota, Viridiplantae, Streptophyta, Magnoliopsida, Rosales, Rosaceae.